Messenger RNA from Nematostella vectensis (starlet sea anemone), 1992 nucleotides. Its product is annotated as cell surface glycoprotein 1-like. The coding region runs from base 1 to 1992 and encodes 663 amino acids. NCBI's taxonomy places the organism in Eukaryota, Metazoa, Cnidaria, Anthozoa, Actiniaria, Edwardsiidae. The transcript has a single exon. The record is from RefSeq and is a predicted model, not a curated record.
AUGAAAUUACCCACAGAGGACACACCUUACCCCACACAUCUAUCAACGGACAAUAGGAAAGGACGUCCUAACCUGAAAUUACCCACAGAGGACACACCUUACCCCACACAUCUAUCAACGGACAAUAGGGAAGGACGUCCUAACCUGAAAUUAUCCACAGAGGACACACCUUACCCCACACAUCUAUCAACGGACAAUAGGAAAGGACGUCCUGACCUGAGAUUACCCACAGAGGACACACCUUACCCCACACAUCUAUCAACGGACAAUAGGAAAGGACGUCCUAACCUGAAAUUACCCACAGAGGACACACCUUACCCCACACAUCUAUCAACGGACACUAGGAAAGGACGUCCUAACCUGAAAUUACCCACAGAGGAUACACCUUACCCCAUACAUCUAUCAACGGACAAAAGGAAAGGACGUCCUAACCUGAAAUUACCCACAGAGGACACACCUAACCCCACACAUCUAUCAACGGACAAUAGGAAAGGACGUCCUAACCUGAAAUUACCCACAGAGGACACACCUUACCCAACACAUCUAUCAACGGACAAUAGGAAAGGACGUCCUAACCUGAAAUUACCCACAGAGGACACACCUAACCCCACACAUCUAUCAACGGACAAUAGGAAAGGACGUCCUAACCUGAAAUUACCCACAGAGGACACACCUAACCCCACACAUCUAUCAACGGACAAUAGGAAAGGACGUCCUAACCUGAAAUUACCCACAGAGGACACACCUUACCCCACACAUCUAUCAACGGACAAUAGGAAAGGACGUCCUAACCUGAAAUUACCCACAGAGGACACACCUUACCCCACACAUCUAUCAACGGACAAUAGGAAAGGACGUCCUAACAUGAAAUUACCCACAGAGGACACACCUUACCCCACACAUCUAUCAACGGACACUAGGAAAGGACGUCCUAACCUGAAAUUACCCACAGAGGACACACCUUACCCCACACAUCUAUCAACGGACAAUAGGGAAGGACGUCCUAACCUGAAAUUACCCACAGAGGACACACCUUACUCCACACAUCUAUCAACGGACAAUAGGGAAGGACGUCCUAACCUGAAAUUACCCACAGAGGACACACCUUACCCCACACAUCUAUCAACGGACACUAGGGAAGGACGUCCUAACCUGAAAUUACCCACAGAGGACACACCUUACCCCACACAUCUAUUAACGGACAAUAGGAAAGGACGUCCUAACCUGAAAUUACCCACAGAGGACACACCUUACCCCAUACAUCUAUCAACGGACAAUAGGAAAGGACGUCCUAACCUGAAAUUACCCACAGAGGACACACCUUACCCCACACAUCUAUCAACGGACACUAGGAAAGGACGUCCUAACCUGAAAUUACCCACAGAGGAUACACCUUACCCCAUACAUCUAUCAACGGACAAAAGGAAAGGACGUCCUAACCUGAAAUUACCCACAGAGGACACACCUAACCCCACACAUCUAUCAACGGACAAUAGGAAAGGACGUCCUAACCUGAAAUUACCCACAGAGGACACACCUUACCCCACACAUCUAUCAACGGACAAUAGGAAAGGACGUCCUAACCUAAAAUUACCCACAGAGGACACACCUAACCCCACACAUCUAUCAACGGACAAUAGGAAAGGACGUCCUAACCUGAAAUUACCCACAGAGGACACACCUAACCCCACACAUCUAUCAACGGACAAUAGGAAAGGACGUCCUAACCUGAAAUUACCCACAGAGGACACACCUUACCCCACACAUCUAUCAACGGACAAUAGGAAAGGACGUCCCAACCUGAAAUUACCCACAGAGGACACACCUUACCCCACACAUCUAUCAACGGACAAUAGGAAAGGACGUCCUAACCUGAAAUUACCCACAGAGGACACACCUUACCCCACACAUCUAUCAACGGACACCAGGGAAGGACGUCCUAACCUGAUAUUAAAUAUACAUAGUAACUCCAGUAUCCCGGGCGCAGUUUAG